AUGGCAUCUUGGCUUGGUUUCCUCCUCCUUUUCGGCAUCCUGAUAAUCAACAAUCUGCUCCUGGGAACCUUUGGCAUGGACAGCGAAAUUGUGGAGGCCCAAACCGGAGGAAUCGUUGCAACUGACCUUAAUGAAACCGGGAAAAUAAGUUUGGAGAAAAUGAGGAGCUCUAAUGGAACGUUGCAAGUGCAACCGUACAACAUUCUGGAAGCCAGCUGCCCACAUGGAUACGUCCUGACCAACAAACAUUGUCAUAAGAGUGUCUAG
Molecule: messenger RNA, 267 nt
Organism: Drosophila ficusphila
Lineage: Eukaryota; Metazoa; Arthropoda; Insecta; Diptera; Drosophilidae
Exons: 1
Coding region: 1-267 (88 amino acids)
Source: RefSeq, a predicted model, not a curated record